Larimichthys crocea (large yellow croaker) is the source of this 1280-nucleotide messenger RNA. Its product is annotated as histamine N-methyltransferase. Gene Ontology annotation, molecular function: N-methyltransferase activity. Lineage: Eukaryota; Metazoa; Chordata; Actinopteri; Sciaenidae. The transcript is spliced from 7 exons. The record is from RefSeq and is a predicted model, not a curated record. The coding region runs from base 118 to 981 and encodes 287 amino acids.
UCAUGGGAGGAGAGCCAGUCAGUGUGGGAGGGGAGAGUUACUCAACUCAACGCAACUUAAGAGCGGGAGAACAACAGACUCUCUGUCUUUACUCUCCACACACUCAAGGAAUCUGCCAUGGCUGAGCAAACCUGUUAUGAGGGCAGUGCUGUCCAAAGCUUUCAGUUCUACCUAGAACAUUCAGGAGAACACAAGGCUAUUCUCCAGCAUAUUCCAGACAUCCUGCCUGGAGAAUUUAAAAGAAUUGCAGCUGAUAAGAGCAGCCUGGAUGUUAUGGGUGUUGGGAGUGGUGGAGGGGAGGUCGAUGUCAAGAUACUCACCAUGCUGCAGUCUACAUUGCCUGCUGUCCCGAUCACUGCUGACAUAGUGGAGGGCAGCUCUGAGCUUACAGACAACUUCAGAGCUUUGGUAGCAAAGACCACCAACCUUCAGAAGAUCCCAUUUGUUUGGCACAUCAUGAGCAGUGAGGACUAUGAGAGGCAAGUCAAAGCAAAGGGAGACAUGAAGAGAUUCAACUUCAUACACAUGAUUCAGAUGAUCUACUAUGUGGAUAGCCUCGCUGAUACAAUCAAGUUCUACCACAGCCUCUUGAAGAACAACGGCACGUUAAUGAUCAUCAUUGAAACAGCUGAUGGUGGCUGGGACACCCUGUGGAAGACGUACAAGAAGGAUCUCUGCGUCCACCCCAUCACGGAGUACCGCUCAUCAAGUGAGGUUAUUGCCUGUGUGAAGAGCCAGGGUCUGAAGUAUGAGGAGCACAUCAUUCCCAACAGCUUCGACAUCACUGAGUGCUUCAAUCCAGGCAGCCCGACUGGAGAACGUCUGCUGAAUUACAUGACAGCAAAAGACAACUUUAAUGAGUCCUUCACUCCUGAGACCAGAGCAGGCAUUUUAGACCUUCUCAAGAACAAGUGCAGCACUGAAAAAGAUGGCAGGGUCCUCUUCAACAGUACUAUGAGCUGCAUACUCAUUCAUGCUUGAGAAUGUGUUAUGAUAUAAUUCACACAUUUGGAUUUCUCUUCUUGCAUUCACUUUACUCUGCCAUUUGAUUAAAAGUACACUUUAUUUCUCUGGUGCAGAGAUUAGGUUCGGUCUGUAUGGGGCUUAUAUUCAUCUCAUUUACUCUGAAAAUCGACCAAUGUAAUCAAUAAAAUAAAGCUUUUUGCUGUCCAGAAACAGAACUCCACUCACCUCUGUAUCACCCAUAUGUUUAGGUAUGCAGUUGUUUGCGAACAACUUUACAAAGCAGCAUAAAAAAUCAGUCAGUGUGUAUGACGAGA